AACAAUCAGCUGAGUGGGUCUCCAGUUUUCGCGCUGUGUAACACGUCACAAACUUAAACAUAACCACUCGAAAUCCGGAAAGGGGAAUCUGUGCCGUAUUCAUACUGUGAUAAACAAUUAUAUUAAAAAUUGUUAUCCAGAGAGGAAAAAUUAAAACAUGCGGUGGUUCCACCAGAUCAUGGUGGCGGUGUGUUUAACGCACCAGAUUCAUGCAAUCACCUUUUACUUAAAACCAAACUCCAAGAGGUGCAUCAGAGAAGAAGUUUUGAAGGGUGUAUUGGUUUCAGGCGAAUACACUCUAUCGGAUUCACCGGGACACAAAACAGAUCUAUCGGUGACGGAUACGAACGGCCAUAUCCUGUCACAUCGCGAAAACAUUCAUGGCGACAAGGGGAAGUUUGCGUUCACCACAGACGCUUAUGACGUCUUCGAGGUAUGUUUCACAACAAAGCUCCCGCCCGGCGUUCAGGGCCAAGACCGCGAGAUUCAACUGAUUCUGAAGCACGGAUCUGAGGCUGUAAACUAUGAAAAGGUCGCAGAAGUUGAAAAACUCAAACCCCUUGAGUUAAAACUGCAACAGCUAGAGGAUUUGAGCGAAAACAUCGUGAAAGACUUUUCGCACAUGCGCCGGCGGGAAGCAGAAAUGCGCGACACGAACGAGUCAACGUCGAAUCGAGUCCUCUACUCAUCCAUUUUGGGCAUGUGCUGUCUCCUGGGCCUUGUUGGUUGGCAAAUCAUUUAUCUUCGAAGGUACUUCAAGUCAAAGAAGCUCAUCGACUAAACAGCGCUUAGAGAAUUCCAGUUUUCGUAUCUGAGAAACAUCAAAACUCUCUCUGUCUGGAACCAUUGUUGCUUCGACAAUUUGCAGUACUCUCUUCGUCAACGCAAGCAUUCAAACAUUAACUAGAGAAAGUGAACUUCGAGGUGAACAGUGUUCCGUUUAGCAACUACCUAAGUUGAUGUACUUUUACUUAUCUUAUUAUGCGCCAGAAUAUAAUUCGAAGUAUUGCAAACAACUUCUUCCCCCUUUUUUAUAUACGUUUUCGUAAAUAACUAAGUUGAAUCCCAUCAGCAAUACUGAUCCAUCGAUUAAAACCGUACGGCAUCGAUGGGAAUCUAUGAUGUGACUUCUGGUUGCGUUUUUAUUUGCUUGUUCGUGUUGAUUCUUUCGCCGUGUGACAGGUAUUUGCAAAUUUCAAUUUAAUUCGAAAAGCUCGACCAGUUUGCACUGCGUGUCCUUUAGGAAAAUUUUUUUUUGCUAUAGGCUUCUUACUUUUAAAAAGUGAACUUCUUAGAGGAAUGCGAUCGAGAACAAAACCCAGCGAGAAAGGUGAAUGUACACAGUAGUAAAUAGCCAGAAAAAGUGAUACGGAAACAGCCUUCAGGAGCCCUACAGCUAUGACGAAUUGUCUUUGCCAUUUUAGGCUUUGACCUUACCCGCAAAUACCUAUGGAUUUUCAGUUUCUAUGUUCUAUUAUCUUCGAACGCAAUGCUUUUACAUUUCUGUUCUGCUACAGAUCAUUACUGCGGCAUAUAUUGGAAUACGAACGCGCUCUGCUGAAAUCUUAGGGCAAAAUCGACGUAUCAAGUAAUUCACUGGCAAUGUGCAAAAAGUAAUAAAUGGGACAUUUAGUGUCAGUAGUGGGAUGAUAAUUAGUAAAAUGAUAAACAAUAAUAUAAUGCCAAUAUUUACUUUGUAGCAGGAAUUAGACUUUGGUAAUAGGAUUUAUUUCACAAAAUGAAAUUUUUAUAUAUGGGAAAGUGGCAAGAUGAAAACGAAAUAAGGACCUAUUGAAAUAUACUAAUUACCUUGCGAUAUAACGAAAUGGUGUGGUUAAUGAAAAAUUUGUUGAUCAGAUAUCGUGUGUAUAAUUGUAUGUCGAGAUAAGUGCGAAACGAAGUGGAUGUGCAACAUAUAUAAAGUGAAUGUGAGAUGUGUGUUAGAUCGAGCUUCUUCAGAUUAGGGGACUAUUUAGAUACAUUAGGAACGUCAACUAAUAACGGUAGAGAAGCAGUCUUAAUGAAAUAAAAGGAAAACGAAAGCAGUGUUGGAAAAUGUGCACGAUCUGGUAUUUUGAUAAGAAGAUAAUUACUAGAGAGACUGAACAAAAGACAUCAGGCCGUCUAGUAGACGUUUGUAGAUGUUGGUUAAUGGUCCUAAUGAACCUUUUGUUAUAAUGACAUCGCUCAUCGCUUUCGUGUGCAUCUGAUUAAUUUACUCUAAAUAUACCAAGAGUUUAUUACACUUGGAUAUAUUGUUGUGUCAAAUUUUGCGUGAUAUCAAGUUUUCUAUGCACUCCUAAGUCGCCUGGAAAAAUCUAAACACUGUUUCAAUAGGAACAAAGCAGAACUCCAAAGUUUGACUAUACUUUUUAAUUCCCUGCGGCACAUAAUGAACUGCUGACAGAAAGUAUUGUCAAAAGUCCCAAUAUGUUUUUUUUUCUGAAGACGGGCCCCUUUAUACAGUUUUUGAAAAAAUUAAAUUUUGCCAUGUGUUCUGCGGUCAAUUCCCGAUACGAAAAGAGCGGACACGAGAACGACCAUUUACACAGACUUGGUUCCGCCUGUUGCACCCAUAAUGUGUGCUGUCGUGGCUGUAAAAGAUGCUCGCCGUUUAAAAGUAAGCGUCAAACGAGCUAUGUAUCCAUAAAGAUUUUGGGCACGAUUGCUCUCUGAUCUAAUCUUGCAAGGAAUAAUGUCCAAAGAGCGCGCUGAGUUAACUCUGCUAAUGCGUAUCAUAAAAAGGCACUGAAAAUAGAAACAAGAUAAGGCACAUGGAUAAAAAGGACAAAUUAGGCUAAUUCGUUUUUAAAACACUAUUCCUUGUUGCUCCUACCGUCUUUAUACGACCUGUAGGCCAAUCCUAACAGCAAAACCUUACCUAGAGACGGCAUCGAAGAGAUGAUGACUAGAACAGAUGUCAUAUACACUAGGAAAAGAAAACAAAUGAUAUGUGUGAGUAGAAUCAAUAAAAAUUCGAAUGAAAAACACA
This is a messenger RNA of Varroa destructor (honeybee mite), 2992 nucleotides long. It is a transcript of the gene bai, whose product is annotated as Transmembrane emp24 domain-containing protein bai. The record is from RefSeq and is a predicted model, not a curated record. NCBI's taxonomy places the organism in Eukaryota, Metazoa, Arthropoda, Arachnida, Mesostigmata, Varroidae.